GCGGGAGCGGCGCUGCCACGCGGCACGGCGGGGACAUGGCGCUGGCGGUGGCGGUGGCGCUGCAGGCACUCGGGCUCCUGGCGCCCCCCGUGCUGGGGCAGACGCCGGAGCUGGCCGCGGGGCGGGAGGAGGUCAAGAUCGAGGUCCUGCACGUCCCCGCCGACUGCAGCCCGCGCAGCAGGAGGGGCGACAUGCUCAACGCGCACUACGACGGGUACCUGGCCCGCGGCGGGGCCCGCUUCUACUGCAGUCGGACACAAAAUGAAGGCCAUCCAAAAUGGUUUGUUCUUGGUGUUGGACAAGUAAUAAAAGGAUUAGAUAUUGGUAUGAUGAAUAUGUGUCCUGGAGAAAAACGGAAAGUUACAAUUCCACCAUCAUUAGCGUAUGGAGAGCAAGGAUAUGCACAAGCCAAGAUUCCACCAAAUGCAACGUUGAUCUUUGAUAUUGAACUGUAUGCAGUACAUAAAGGACCACGGAGUGUUGAAGCUUUUCAACAGAUAGACAUAGAUAAUGACAAAAAACUCUCUCAAGAUGAGAUAAGCCAGUAUUUAAAACGGGAAUUUGCCAGAGAUGGUAAAAAGCGUGAUCCUUCAGAUCAUGAUAUUAUUUUAACUGAUAUAUUCAAGAAGAAUGACCAUGAUGGAGAUGGCUUCAUAUCUGCCAAGGAGUACAAUGUCUACCAACACGAUGAACUAUAGUAAAUUAUUUAUAAAAUCUCUUGGCUGCUUUCUGCACACUAAAUUCAAGGAUUUUUUACAAUGAACAUUCUUUUUGUCCCUUUUUUUUUUUUUUUUUUACAUUUUUGUUGUGGUAAUUUUCUAAUAGCUCUUAAGAUUUUUAAAACCUUGCCAUUAACACUUCGGUAAAGAAUGUGAUGCAUUUACAAAAGAAAUAAAAUUGGAAAAUGUCA
Alligator mississippiensis (American alligator) is the source of this 910-nucleotide messenger RNA. RefSeq names its product FKBP prolyl isomerase 7 (gene FKBP7). The transcript has 4 exons. The coding region runs from base 36 to 698 and encodes 220 amino acids. Gene Ontology annotation, molecular function: calcium ion binding; peptidyl-prolyl cis-trans isomerase activity. The record is from RefSeq and is a predicted model, not a curated record. NCBI's taxonomy places the organism in Eukaryota, Metazoa, Chordata, Crocodylia, Alligatoridae.